Molecule: messenger RNA, 6138 nt
Organism: Solenopsis invicta (red fire ant)
Lineage: Eukaryota; Metazoa; Arthropoda; Insecta; Hymenoptera; Formicidae
Gene: FMRFaR
Product: FMRFamide receptor
Exons: 6
Coding region: 4750-6138 (462 amino acids)
Biological process (GO): G protein-coupled receptor signaling pathway
Cellular component (GO): membrane
Molecular function (GO): G protein-coupled receptor activity
Source: RefSeq, a predicted model, not a curated record
AUAAAUAAUAAUCUCUAUAAUAAAUUUAAUACAAUUUAGCAAAAUUUAACGUACACGCCAGAGGAGUAACAUUUUCCUCUCGAAUUAUAUAAGAACAAAAGAAUCAAUUCACGGAGAAGUUGAUUAUUGCAACUGAACGACCACAGGUCGACCUUCGGCCUUCAGUCUGACCCGGAAAAUUGAUAUGAAGCCGGAUCGCAUCCUGCGAAGAAAUUCGAUCGCGUUUUACUCUUCCAGGAUUCAGUUUUUAAAUCCGCUUUUUUCAGCUCGCGAUGGCACGGGCUUCACAAAAUUAUUUUUGUGAUAUCCUUUUGUCGUGCGAGGGGCGCGCUAUAUAGCAUAGAUAAAUUCACUCACAAGUGAUCGGGGCAUCCUUCGCCGUUGCAUUCCCGCUGCCGUUGCAACCGCCAUUGUACGCACGCCGUUGCAUCUCCGCCGAAUUGUUCCAUUGUUCCGAAAACAACGCUCACUCGCGCUGACGCAUCGAUCGGCAAGGCGCCGUUAAUUACAAUCGUACGCUAAUUAGCAUUACAAUCGCGGCGUUCUCGCCGUGAUUCGGACAAGCGAGUAACAAGAGACGAAACCCAUCGUCGUUCCGUUUGUUCAGACGCGGAAAAAUUCGGCCGGCACAGCGAUCCGCGCGGUAAUGCGAUCUCGUCGCUUCUCCGCGACGGCACUCCUAAUUAAAGUCACGAUCAAAUUCGCGCUCAAGUCUUUGGCUUCAUUCCAUUCUUGUUUAUGCCUGCAACGAACAAUAAAGAAUGACGCCAGUAGCGCUUUGAACGUGAAUCGGACCGCGGCUUUGGUCAGGAGAACGGAUAUCUUAACCUCUAAACUUUAACGCGCUUUACGUUACAUAAUCGCAAUAACCGUUUUGAUCAGGUUGAAGACGUGUGUCCAUAGUGAAACACAAAAGGCACUUUAACACUCAAUACCUCGCUUCGCGAGGCAGACGGUCACGUUUUGAUACGAGCGAGAAAAAUACGACGACGAUCGCGCGCGCGAUACGCCUCGACGGAAGACGUCGCGCGACCAACUUCAUGCCGUACGUAGCGCGGCUCCGCGAGAAUCGCGAAAUCGAGUGGAAAAUCGAGAGAUAUUAAUCGAUCCGUCUCGCGUCACUCGAUCCGCAGUAUCCGCAUAUCUGCAUAUCGCGCGGUCCACGGACGGAAUUCACCGGCGGGAACAGAUGGGGGAUAAAACGCGAUCGGCGCCGCGAUGCGUAUGCAUACGCGGGCGACAACGCACGUUUGGAACGCGACGCUCCGUGACGUCGUGACCGUGACCGUGUGAGUCAAAACAAGUGACGGGCCGGGGGCGGAGAGAGUGGCUUCGUAAAUAACCUCAUCCGGCGGCUCGCGCGUACGCGAGGAAGCACGAAAGGCUUCGACUAGUUUACGUGGUAAUCUAAUCUCGCUUUUGCUUCGCCCCGAUGAUCUCGCGGAGGAUCAGCUCGCGAUAUAUCUGAAGCUCGCCUCACUUCACGCCGGCCUCUUCCUUCUUUCGUUUGACUGUCUUCGAUACUUCGCGUCGUUCGGAAUCCCUCGCCCAGGUAGAGCACAAAAUCAUAGUAAUAAGAUCGACAUCAAGUAGAAGUUAUUUUAGAAAGGUUAUUUUAGGAGUUAUUUAGGAAAAGCGUUAUGCUCUCAAUCAUCUUACUUUAGUUGCGUUCGGAAACAUCACCCGAGUUAUUUUAUCCUUGUUAUUUUAUUCUUGCUCGAACGUUACACAAAGAUAAAAUGAUACCUGAUGACACUCGAGUGAUGUUUCGGAACGUAGUUUUUGUAUUUUUCAGAUAGGUUUUGCAGCAGCAAUAUCACUGAUCCUUUGCCUUCUGUGUAUUUGUACACGGUUGGCAAAUUUGUGUUAAAUUUAACAUGCCACAUGUCCACUUGUGAAAAGAGAAGAUAAUUUUAUAGCUAUUUGUAAUAUCUCUGUUACUAGAUGACAGAAAGGGAGUUUUUAAAUUUAUCAACUGUUCAUCAGUCGCGUUACGUGCAAAUACAGCUUCGCUUUGUAAAAGCUGCAUUUGCAUAUAAUGUGGUCAGUCAAUGAUCAAUGGUGAAUGGUCAAUGAGGAAACCCAUUUGAAUUCUAGUACUUUAUAUAGAGUUAUUUGCUAAAUCCCAAUACACAAUAGCUGACAUUUAUUAUAAUGCGUUUUUACUUUUGUGCAUUUUUAAACUUUUUCAAGAAAUACAUUUUAACACAUAUUACCUCAUUCUCUUUUUAAACUUAAAUGUAUUAUCACACGAAUAUUUGUGCACUUGGUUUGUUUUUCAACAAUUUAUUCGGCCGUACACAUUUUGAGUUAUCUGCAAAAUUAAACAGUAGCACAGAAUUUUGCUAACGUAGCCCUCAAAUGUGCUGAUGCCUCAACAGGCCUAACACAGACAUUUUUUUGAAGUUUUCAAAUUAAAGUAGUUAGUUUCAUUACUAAUCUAUAGUUUACAUGUAUUAUAGAUUUUCUGUAUGUGGAAAAGUUACGUGUACGUACAUUUGAUGUACGUUUAUAUUUUGACGUUGGCGUAUGUAUAUUUUGCAAUAUUUUUUCUUUACUUUGAAUUCUUAUAAUUUUAUAACAAAACACUGUGUGUUUUUCAACUUCACUAUUGAAUAAUAUACAACAUUUGGUAUUGAUAUGUAAAUUAAAAAAAAAAAAGUAAACCACUGUUAAUUAAUGUAACGCAAAAUUUUUAUACAGUUUUAUACACUUGGUUCAUUAAUGAAAAUAAUUAUAAUCUGGACCUUUACAAACACAAUUAACCUAAUUAGCUUAAAUAUAGCAGGGUUAAACUUCCUGCUGAUCAAUGGCAUGGCUAAGCAUAGCUUAGCGUUCAGGAAUGGCGCUUACAAGGAUGAGUUAGGAUAGAUGAAAGGAAUAAAAUAUGUAUAUGCGAAAAUUAUACAUAAAAUUUACGUACAUUACUACAUUGUAAGGCAAACAAAUCCAGCUUUUUAAUUCUAUUUUUUUGUGGAAAACCUCAUUUAUCUCUGUUUUUCUUCGAUUUAUUAUGCAGUAUUGUCAUAUUUUUGUAAAUAACAGUUUUAUGCAGUACCGUCAUAUUUUUGUAAAUAACAUUCUAAAUAAUAAAUAGUAACAAGAGAAUGUAGACUAAUAUGUGAAAACAAAAAUUAAAUGGAGAUGAGCCUUGUUUGGUCAUUUAGUUUCUUGCUGAUGUACUAUUUUUCACAACAAAUUCUGUAUUUGAAGUGAUAAAAAAAUAACACACUUUUAUUAGCAUCAUUAUUAUUAAAUAUCCAUUUAAUAUUGUAAUAUUAUUAAUUAUUAUUAUUGUUCAAUAUAAAACUGUUUUACACCGGAAAUUUAUUUGGUGCACAAUUGAAUGAAUUUGAAAAGGUAUAUAAAAUAAAAUCAUACAAGAAAUAUCAGCAAAAAGAUUCAGCUGAUCAAACAACACACAAAAUAAUAAAUUUUUUGUAAUUUUAAGUCUGCAAUUCAACAACACAUUGUCGAAUGUAAACAUUAAGUUUCCAAUUUAAAAUAUUACUUAUUAAUCAAAUUAUUGUACAAAAUGUACAUAAGGAGCUAUAUAAUGUCAUGCUGUCUCUUCUAUACAAUAAAAUCAAGUUAAAUCUCAAUUGAUACAUUUUGAACAAUGAUUUUGUAAAGAAUUCUGAUAGUGUAACAAUAACAUGAAUUUUAAAAUGACUUUUUAACUAGAAAAAUUACACUUUACUAAAAUCAUUGCGAUAUUAAGAAUUUAUCACAAAUUUAUUCUCAGAAGAAUAUCAAAUAAGAUCAUACAUGUAGAAAAAAAAAUUUGUGGAAGAACUAAAAUAUUCAGUCCAACGCGUUUAACUAAAUAUUGAGUUGAUUCAAUUAACUCUUGGUAAAAAAUUUGAAUAGUUGACAUGAAUGAAGUAUAUCUUUUUUCGUGCCACUAAAACGUCAUUGUUAAACCGACUCAAUGUUUAGUUGAUCAUAUCGGGCUGAAUAUUUUAAUUUUUUAACAAAUUUUUUUACAUUGCAAUAAUUUUUCUUAAAAUAUAGCUUCUAUCUGAUGUUAUCUCGAUCUUAUUAUGAUUUUAUGUUUUACCCGUUUUCUCUCACAUUUUUCUCUCCGUCAAACGCGCAAAAUUCACGCGUGAUGAAGCGCCAGGUAGAGCGAUCGUUCUCAAUAUCCAUUAAUUGGCGCGCGCAAUCGUGUUUAGCGAUGCUUUUAUUUCGCUUUUUUUUCCUGGCGAACGUGAGUGGCAAUGGAACAAUGGUACAAGCGGCAGCAUCAGGAAGCAACGAAGCGGUAGAUAGCGAUAUCAGCGUACAACAGAGCAGAAGUACAUCGUACAUUCACGGACUAUUGCCGUUCAAGUUACUGCGACACGGGAUUCGAAUGGCAAAGCGGCUCGCAGUUCGUAAAACAGCAAUACAUCGUAAAAGUAUUUACGCAGAACUCUCUACGCGGAGACGAUCUUAUUCUUCCCGCGAAACACGAUCGAGGCUAAUAUACAAAACAAGAGAUAAAUCGGACAGAGGAUCGACGUAAUGUUACCCGGACUCACUUUGAAAUCUUCCGAAAGGCAACGUGAGUCGUCAAAUCGACAUUUGAUAGCAAAGUUGACAAACUUGAAAAGCACGAAGAUUCGAUCAGGGCUGAAGGCAAGCAAACGAAAAGGAUUGGCAGAGAGAACAAGGAGCUCGCGGCAGUGAAGAUGGUAACGUAAAGAGGCGAGAUCGAAGGGCAAUGCAAAAUCGCGGGAAGUGAUAGAAAAUUUCUACCGAAACGAAAUGGAAAUAAGCUCGAUGACGACGACGACGACGACGGUCGCUUCCAGUUAUUACGACGUUGAGAGGUUCGCGCAAAACUUCAAUAAUAGUAACAACAGCAACCAUUACUAUUACGAAGGGCCGCUCGAAUGUAUGCAGGAAGUCAAUAUCGAUAGCCUGGCUGAUUUUAUUAUUUACGGCAUAUUUGUCAAUCUGAUCGGACUGUUCGGGAUCCUUGGCAACACAAUUUCGAUGAUCAUCCUGUCGCGUCCGCAGAUGAAAUCGUCUAUCAAUUAUCUGCUGAUUGGACUGGCCAGAUGCGACACAGUACUGAUCAUCAUCGCGGUAUUAAUCUAUGGAUUACCGGCAAUCUACACGUAUACGGGCGCGCUGUUCGACUAUAAGUUCAUCAUCUACCCGAAGACCAUCCGGUAUUUGUAUCCGCUGGCUUGCAUAGCGCAAUUUGUAACGGUGUAUCUGACGUUAACGGUGACUUUAGAGAGAUACAUCGCGGUCUGCCAUCCACUGAAAGCCAGAUCCUUCUGCACUUACGGGCGAGCCCAAGUGGCAGUGCUAGUCAUAGUGAUAGUCGCCUUUAUUUACAAUCUACCUAAAUUCUGGGAAAUCGAAGUGUACAACGAGAGACAUUGGAAGUACAAUAUCACGGCGUACUGCGUUAAACCAACUGAAUUAAGGAACAACGAGUACUAUAUCACCCUGUACGUCCAUUGGAUGUAUUUCUUCGUUUACUACAUGUUCCCAUUCAUCGCACUGGUGAUUUUUAACACGGCCAUAUACCUACGGGCACGUGUCGUUUUCCAGGUCAGGAAGGCGAACAGAGACUUGCAGCAGCUGUCGCGUCACCAGCGCCGUGAAAUCGGUCUAGCGACGAUGUUGAUGUGCGUGGUGGUCGUGUUCUUGAUCUGCAACAUUUUGCCCAUGGUCUCGAACGCGCACGAGACGUUCAUCGCGGAUCCGCCGCAGUGGAUGGUGCAGAUCGGCAAUCUGCUGGUGACCAUCAACAGCAGCAUCAACUUCAUCAUCUACGUGAUCUUCGGCCGGAAGUUCAAGAGGAUAUUCCUCAAGCUCUUUUGCUCGUCCAGGUUAUUCGUGCCCGGUCGAGACAGUCCAGAGUUCCAGACAUACGACGAGUCGGUCGUCACCACCAACACGACGAAUAUCGAGCUGAGAAACUCUAUCAGGCAUGGCCAUCUUCAUCGCGCCAACACCAUCAGCUGGAACAACAAUAUUCACGUGUCCAACGGCAGCACCAGGCAGAGCUUGAAAAGCGGCAGACCAGCUAGUCCCGGUUCUUGCCCGGUUUAUUAUCCGGGUAAAAAUUCAACUACGAAAAUGACGAACAGUCGCAACAGUUGGAACAGGAGGGAAAACGGCGAUGCCACCCUGUAA